AUGAUACCAAUAUCUAAAUAUUCUAAUCCUAAUACUAGAGAAAUAUUUAGUCUUGGAGUUAUUACGUUCCUUGCAUUAUUAUUAUGGUUAUGUUCUUUAUUCAAUACUAAUUGGCAAUCUUAUACAUAUCAAACCAGUACAUUAGGAUAUAUAGAAUUUAAUUUAUCCUUGUGGGGAUUUAAUAUAAAUUCAAAUUGCAGAAAUCUGAAUAUAUGGUCUCCAAAUAGUAAUAAUUUAAUUUCUAAUGGAAGUAUUAUGGGAAGUGGAGUAAAUGAGUUUAUCUGUGAUAAGUUGAAAUUCAUGAAUAACAAUACAUUUAGUAAGACUGCCCAAAUGAUUUGUUCUAUAAAUAAAGUUAACUUUCCAAAUUCACAAGCAGCUUGUUACAAUUUUGAGAUGUUAAAUCUUGGAUCACUUAUUAUGAUUGGAGGAAUAACUGCUAUUAUUAUGUGUAUAUUAUUUGGCUUGGGUUUAUUUUGUUUAUCUAAAAUAUCAAAUCCGGUGAUGAUGUCCUAUGCAUAUACAAGUUUAUUUGGAUGUGCUAAUUUAAUAGCAAUUAUAGUGCUGCCACUAUACUACAUAAAUGCAGGAGGUGCUUGGAUUGCAAUAAAUUCACUUUUUAGUACUGUAAAUUUUGGUUAUAAGGAAUUUACUUAUAAGACACCUUUUGUGUCAGAUAUACAAUUUUUUUGGGGGUAUUUUUUCGCUAUUUUAGCUUUUAUUGUAUCUAUAUUGCUCCCAUUAUUUGGAUGUUACUUUACAUCAACUUUAAAUGAGAAUAUCCUUCCCCAAUAUUCUUAUAAAAAAUUAAAUAAUAGAUAUCAAAUAUGA
Cryptosporidium muris RN66 is the source of this 831-nucleotide messenger RNA. RefSeq lists its product as uncharacterized. The coding region runs from base 1 to 831 and encodes 276 amino acids. Lineage: Eukaryota; Apicomplexa; Conoidasida; Eucoccidiorida; Cryptosporidiidae. The transcript has a single exon. The record is from RefSeq and is a predicted model, not a curated record.